AUGGCGUGGCACGCUCGGUCAUCGUGCGACCCGUCUCCCGCGGCGUGGACCACCGGCAGCGACGCGACCGGCCUUGUGACCGGCGGGCCGCGCAUGGCGCUCGAAGAGGGCGAGGGCGACGAGGGGGAGGAGAUAGCGGACGGGUGGGCGCUGGGGGACGGCGGCUGGGGGGAUGAGGAGGCGCAGGGGGAGGCGGACGUCGAGGAGCGCGCGGAGGGCAGGAGCCUGGCGAAGGAGGGCGCGGAGGAGGAAAGCGCGGCGGAAGAGAUGGAGGGAGAGAUGGCAGAGGGUGAGGGGGAAGGGGAGGAGGAGGAAGAGGGGCGCAUGCUGGCUGAGGGCGACUGGGAGGAGGAAAGCGAGGCGAGCGAGGUGGGAGAGGAGGAGGAGGAGAGCGAGGAAAGCGAGGAGGGCGAGGAGGGAAGGAUGCUUGCAGAGGGAGAGGAGGAGGAGGAUGAGGAGGUGGACGAUGGAGAGGAGGAGGAGGAGGAGGAGGAGGAGGAGGAGGAGGAGGAGGAGGAGGAGGAGAUUGAGGGAGCGGAAGGCAGGAUGCUGGUGGAGAGCGGAGACGUGGAGGAAGAGGAAGAGGCGGAGGGCGGGGAGAUGGCAGGUGAGGAGGUGGAUGAGGAGGAAGAGGGCAGAGUGCUGGCGGAAGUGGAGGACGAAGAUGAGGAGAUGGAGGGCGAGGAUGUGGAGGAGGCGGAGGAGGCGGAGGAGGAGGGGAGAGCUCUUGUGGAGGACAGCGAGAGCGAGGAGGAAGCAGGUGGAAUGGAUGGUGAUGCGGACGAGGGGGGUGAUGAGGCUGACGGACUUGAGAUGCCCAGGGAGCUUCAGGAGGAGGAGGAGGGGAUGGAGAGUGACGAGGAGGAGGAGGUUGAGGAUGAAGAGGGGGAUGAGGAGGAAGGGAUUGAGUUUCCACGUAAGCUGGCUGACGAGGACGAGAAGAAGGGCGAGGAGAAGGGGGAGAAGAAGAAGGAGGAGAAGAAGAGCGAGGAGAAGGGGGAGAAGAAGGAGGAGAAGAAGGAGGAGAAGAAGAAGGAGGAGAAGAAGCCGGGGGUGCUGAAGAGGACGGCGAAUGCGAUCAAGAGCUUCUUCAGGAACAUUCGUGAUCGCAUCACUGGCAAGAACAAGAAGCCCGACAACAGCCCCCGCAAGGCAGGCCCCUCCGAUGCCAAGGAUGCCAAGGCCUAG
Messenger RNA from Closterium sp. NIES-65, 1188 nucleotides. The record is from the annotation of a GenBank genome assembly. NCBI's taxonomy places the organism in Eukaryota, Viridiplantae, Streptophyta, Zygnematophyceae, Desmidiales, Closteriaceae.